GUCAAACGGCUGUCCAUUGUGAGGAACGCCGCUGAGGACACAUCUCACAGGACACACAAGGACACAUCGUCUACAGUGCAUUGAGUGAGUGAGUGAGUGUGUGUGUGUGUGUUACGCUCCAAGUGCCAGAAUGAAGUGUGUGCUGUUGGGAAUCAUCGCAGUGUUCGGACUCUUCGCUCUUGCGGAGUCUCUGACCUGUAAUAAGUGUUCAGUGAGUCUGAUUGGAAUCUGUCUGAACCCCUCGUCCAUGACCUGCACCACCAACACGUCUGUGUGCACCACAGCAAGAGCCAGUUUCUCAGGCAUCGCUGGCUUCCUGGGCUUUAACUAUCAGGGCUGUGUAGAGUCGUAUCUGUGUAACACGACCAUCUCCAACUCCAUCCUGGGUGCGAAUUACUCCAUCUCUCAGUCCUGCUGUAGCACAGACAACUGCAACCCCGUCCAGCUGAACGGCGCCUCCUACGUCCAGCUUUCCCUCACUGCGGUCCUGAGCUCCGCCCUGCUCGCCUGCGUCUGGGGCCAGUCCGUCUACUGACCACUGAAAUCCGACUCAUUUAUAACAUCAUUACUCUUACUGAGAUAACAGAGCCGUUGCAAACAAAUGGUGUUUUAAUUGAUAUUUUGAGUAUUUUGUAAUAUUUAAUGCAACUGUACCACUGUAUUAAACUGUUGUUAAGAUAAUAAAUCAACUUACACUGUCGACAGAAUAAUGGGUUUCUAAUCUAUAGGCAACAAAAAAUGGGAGAAUUUUUUGAAAUGGAAAAAUAGGAACAAAAGGAAACGUUCUACUGACUUAAAGUUUACAUGCAUAUUUUUUACAGGUCUUGCUGAAGGGAAAAUACUGUGAUGAAGUGAACGGAUAUGUUUCGAAAUUCACUUCUGAAGUAUGAAAGCUGUGUUUUGAACGCAACUGUACUAGUUUAUUCUUUAUAAUGAAACUACGUUAUAAGCUAUAUUACCUCAUUGCUACUGUACUAUUUUUAAGUUUCCAAUAAACCGUGUAUGAAGAACUAA
This is a messenger RNA of Pangasianodon hypophthalmus (striped catfish), 1014 nucleotides long. RefSeq names its product lymphocyte antigen-6, epidermis (gene lye). Bases 131 to 535 code for a protein of 134 amino acids. The record is from RefSeq and is a predicted model, not a curated record. NCBI's taxonomy places the organism in Eukaryota, Metazoa, Chordata, Actinopteri, Siluriformes, Pangasiidae. The transcript has 3 exons.